This is a messenger RNA of Rhizophagus irregularis DAOM 181602=DAOM 197198, 2056 nucleotides long. RefSeq lists its product as uncharacterized. Gene Ontology annotation, molecular function: metalloaminopeptidase activity. The record is from RefSeq and is a predicted model, not a curated record. NCBI's taxonomy places the organism in Eukaryota, Fungi, Glomeromycota, Glomeromycetes, Glomerales, Glomeraceae.
UUUGCUUCGUGGCUACUUCUUUUUAUCGAAGUUUUUGCUGUAUUAGUGCAGCCUUUAGAGUUUGUUCUCUAAAUAGUUUUGUUUCAUUAUUAAAAUCAAGAACAAUGAGCAACAAUAAAAACGCGUCCGAAAUACAAGCUGUUGAUACAACAGAAAGAAUAACGAAACUUAGGACUUUAUUUAAGAAAGAAGAAUAUAACUUAACUGCGUAUGUAAUUCCUUCGGAAGACGCUCACCAGAGUGAAUAUACUGCAGCGUGUGAUGCUCGGAGAGCGUUUAUUUCUGGUUUUACUGGCUCGGCUGGAUUGGCAGUUGUUUCAACAGACGAUGCUGCUCUUUUUACAGAUGGUCGGUAUUUUUUGCAAGCCAAUAAACAGCUGGAUCACAAUUGGACAUUAAUGAAACAGGGCAUACCUGAUGUCCCAACUUGGCAAGAGUAUUUAGUACAGAAUCUUCCUAAAGAUUCAAGAAUUGGAAUUGACCCAACGUUGAUCACGGCAUGCGAUGCAAAAACUUUGAAAGAAUCACUUGGGAAAGUUGGAUCAUCUUUAGUCUCUACCGAAGAGAAUUUAGUUGAUCUGGUAUGGGGAAAUGCUAGACCACCUCGUCCAUGUAACCCAGCAAAUGUUUUACCAUCGAAAUAUACUGGACGUUCACAUGACGAUAAAAUUGCAAAUCUUCGAGAAGAACUUUCCAAAGAGAAUUAUUAUGGGUUUGUCGUGUCUGCUCUUGAUGAGAUUGCAUGGCUUUUCAAUCUACGUGGAUCUGAUGUCAAAUAUAACCCCGUUUUCUUUGCUUAUGCUCUUAUUACUAAAGACGACAUUAUUCUUUAUAUUGAUGAAAAAAAAUUAUCCAAUGAAGUCAAGGCGCAUUUGGGAUCCAGUGUCAAGUUUCGCUCUUAUAAUGCAGUUUUUGAAGAUUUAAGGCAUUUAAGUGUCAAAUUUAAGAGUGAUAAUCAGAAACUUCUUAUCAGUACACGCACGAGUUAUGCUUUGACUUUGGCUGCUGGUGAAGAUAAUACAGAAUCAGCUCGUUCGCCUAUCCUAGAUGCGAAAGCAAUUAAAAAUGAAGUUGAAUUAGAGGGUAUGAGACAAUGUCAUUUAAGAGAUGCAGCGGCAGUGAUUAAUUAUUUUGCAUGGCUUGAACAACAACUUUCCGCCGGAAAUGUAUUGAAUGAAAUCGAUGGAGCAAAUCGGUUGGAAAAAUUUAGAGGAGAGCAAGAAGAUUUUGUUGGAUUAUCAUUCGACACUAUUUCUGCAUCUGGCCCUAACGGCGCUAUUAUACAUUAUUCACCAGAACCAAAAACCUGUGCCGCCAUUGAUCCCAAUUUGCUUUAUUUAUGCGAUUCCGGUGGUCAAUACAAAAAUGGUACUACCGAUGUGACGCGUACUAUACACUUUGGUAAACCAACUGAACAAGAAAAACGUGCAUUUACACGAGUUCUUCAAGGUCAUAUUGCAAUUGAUCGUGCGAUAUUUCCAAAGGGCACUACAGGAUAUUUGUUGGAUGUUCUCGCGAGAACAUCGCUCUGGAAAGAUGGGUUGGACUUUCGCCACGGUACAGGACACGGUGUUGGAUGUUAUUUGAAUGUACAUGAGGGUCCUCACGGAAUCGGAACUCGAAUUGUAUUCAAUGACGUGCCACUUCAAGCGGGUAUGACGGUGACCAAUGAGCCAGGAUAUUAUGAAGAUGGUAAAUUUGGUGUCCGAAUUGAAUCUGUUGUACUAGUUAAAGAGGUGGAUACACCUCAUAAUUUUGGUAAUAGGGGUUAUUUAGGAUUUGAACGUAUUACCUUUGUGCCUAUUCAGACAAAACUUGUUGAUGUUUCUCUUUUGGAUCCUAUUGAACAUAAAUGGAUUAAUGAUUAUAAUGCCGAAUGUUUUAAGAAAGUAUCUCCUUUCUUAAAACCAGAUAGUCUUGGAUUUCGAUGGUUAGAAAGGGAAACGGCUGCAUUAAAAUAAUUUAUUUAUUAUAAACGCAAUAAUUUUAGUGUACUAUUUUAAAUUAUUUUAUCUUAUCUAUAAGAAAUAAAUAUAAUAUAUGCUAUUUUAUCUAU